CCGGAGCACCAACAACUGAUUGUUGAUGCUGGAGCUUUGCCUCAUCUUGUUAAUCUGCUGAAGAGGCACAGAGAUGCUCAGAACUCUCGAGCAGUCAACGGUGUUAUUCGGAGGGCAGCUGAUGCAGUCACGAAUCUUGCUCAUGAAAACAGUAGCAUCAAAACUCGUGUUAGGAUAGAAGGCGGUAUCCCACCACUUGUUGAGUUGCUUGAGUUUGUUGAUUCAAAGGUGCAGAGAGCAGCUGCAGGAUCCUUACGAACGUUAGCAUUUAAGAAUGAUGAGAAUAAAAAUCAGAUAGUGGAAUGCAGUGCACUCCCUACGCUUAUACUGAUGCUUCGGUCUGAAGAUACUGCUAUACACUAUGAAGCAGUUGGAGUCAUUGGAAAUCUAGUGCAUUCAUCACCGAAUAUCAAGAAAGAAGUUCUUCUUGCAGGAGCUUUACAACCUGUAAUUGGGUUGCUUAGUUCCUCCUGUUCAGAGAGCCAAAGGGAAGCUGCUUUACUGCUAGGACAAUUUGCAGCAACCGAUUCAGAUUGUAAGAUUCAUAUUGUUCAAAGAGGUGCAGUUCCACCACUAAUUGAGAUGCUACAAUCUCCAGAUGCUCAACUUAGGGAAAUGUCAGCCUUUGCCCUAGGAAGGUUGGCACAGUGGUUACAUGAUGUUCAGGAUGCACACAAUCAGGCUGGUAUUGCUCACUGUGGUGGAAUUAUCCCAUUGUUGAAGCUCCUUGAUUCAAAAAAUGGAUCAUUGCAACAUAAUGCUGCAUUUGCUCUUUAUGGGCUUGCUGAUAAUGAGGAUAAUGUUGCUGAUCUUAUAAAGGUCGGUGGUGUUCAAAAGCUUCAUGAUGGAGAAUUUAUCGUCCAACCAACUAGAGAUUGUGUGGCGAAGACAUUGAAGAGAUUAGAAGAAAAGAUCCAUGGUCGAAUAUUGGGUCAUUUGUUAUAUUUGAUGCGCAUUGGGGAGAAGGUUAUUCAGAGACGAGUUGCUUUAGCCCUGGCCCAUCUUUGCUUGCCAGACGACCAAAAAACUAUUUUCAUUGAUAACAAUGGAUUAGAGUUGCUUUUGGAGCUCCUUGAAUCAACAAACUUGAAACACCAAAGAGAUGGCUCUGUAGCUUUAUGCAAAUUAGCUAACAAAGCUAGCUCACUCUCACAAGUCGAUGCUGCUCCUCCAUCCCCAGUGCCUCAG
Molecule: messenger RNA, 1188 nt
Organism: Capsicum annuum
Lineage: Eukaryota; Viridiplantae; Streptophyta; Magnoliopsida; Solanales; Solanaceae
Product: ARM REPEAT PROTEIN INTERACTING WITH ABF2-like
Molecular function (GO): protein binding
Source: RefSeq, a predicted model, not a curated record